Molecule: messenger RNA, 2268 nt
Organism: Eremothecium gossypii ATCC 10895
Lineage: Eukaryota; Fungi; Ascomycota; Saccharomycetes; Saccharomycetales; Saccharomycetaceae
Gene: PMT2
Product: dolichyl-phosphate-mannose-protein mannosyltransferase PMT2
Exons: 1
Coding region: 1-2268 (755 amino acids)
Biological process (GO): protein O-linked glycosylation via mannose
Cellular component (GO): endoplasmic reticulum; membrane
Molecular function (GO): dolichyl-phosphate-mannose-protein mannosyltransferase activity
Source: RefSeq, marked provisional
AUGCAGGUGAACACCGCAAUGCACGACAGGGACGAAAUGUCGACGACUGGCUACCAGAGGCACGAGGCAGGGCCAGCUAACAAAAGGGGAAAGGCAAGCGCGGAGGACGGCGCAGGGGUGCAGGAGGAGGAUGUAUCCAAGUUACGGGAGGUCCAGCAAGAACGCAAUCCGCUAUACAAACUGGAGGCGUUUGUGAUGCCGGUGCUGUUCACGUUGUUGGCGCUGUAUACGCGGAUGCACAAGAUCGGGGCGAACAACCGAGUAGUGUGGGAUGAAGCGCACUUCGGGAAGUUUGGGUCGUAUUAUCUGCGCCACGAGUUCUACCAUGACGUGCAUCCGCCGCUUGGCAAGAUGCUGGUUGGGCUCUCGGGGUAUAUUGCGGGUUACAACGGAUCGUGGGACUUCCCGUCGGGCGAGGAGUACCCGGAAUACAUCGACUACGUGAAAAUGCGUAUGUUUAACGCGGUAUUCUCUGCUAUGUGCGCUCCAGUUGCAUACUUCACUGGUAAGGCGAUUGGUUUUUCGCUGCCAACGGUUUGGCUGUUCUCGAUUCUGGUUGUAUUUGAAAACUCGUAUGCGACGUUGGGUCGCUUCAUUCUUUUGGAUUCGAUGCUCUUGUUUUUCACUGUAUGCUCUUUCUACACAUUUGUGCUGUUCCACAAUGAGCGCCAUCGGCCGUUUGGGCGGAAGUGGUGGAAGUGGCUGUUCUUCUUAGGCGUCUCGCUUGGCUGCACGAUAUCUGUCAAGAUGGUGGGCUUGUUUAUCAUUUCAGUGGUGGGGAUUUACACUGUGGUUGAUUUGUGGAAUAAGCUUAGCGAGCCCAAUAUGAGCGUGUCGCGCUUUGCUGGUCAUUUCUCUGCUCGCGCUCUCUGUCUCAUCGUGGUCCCAUUCAUGGUCUUUUUGUUUUGCUUUAAGCUUCAUUUUGAAUUUCUGUCCGUCAGCGGUACCGGUGAUGCGAUGAUGCCCUCUCUUUUCCAGGCUGGUUUGUCCGGUUCAAGUGUAGGUAUUGGCCCGCGUGAUAUUGCAGUCGGCAGCUCUCUUGUGUCCAUCAAGAACCAAGCUCUGGGAGGUACGCUAUUGCAUUCUCAUGUACAAACCUAUCCUUCGGGUUCCAGCCAGCAGCAGGUCACAACUUAUGGACACAAUGAUUCCAAUAACAACUGGGUCUUCGAUAGAAUAAGAGGACUUCCAGCAUGGAGCAUAAACGAAACGGAACAUGAAUUUGUGCAAGACGGCCGUCCAUACAGGUUAGUGCAUGCGAACACAGGUCGGAACUUGCACACUCAUCCUAUCCCUGCACCUGUAUCCAAGACACAUUGGGAAGUGUCUGGUUAUGGAGACGCUCAGGUCGGUGAUCCAAAAGACAACUGGAUCAUUGAGUUCGUUAGCCAGCCUAGCGACGAGGACAAGUCUGUUCUACACACCAUAUCCACCUCCUUCCGUAUCAAGAACGUAGAGAUGGGUUGUUACUUGGCGCAAACCGGGCCUUCCUUGCCAGAAUGGGGUUUCAGACAGGGCGAAGUCGCUUGUAUAUCUAACCCAUUCAAGAGAGACAAGAGAACCUGGUGGAAUAUAGAGACAAACGUGAAUGAAAGAUUGCCGCCGAUGCCAGAGGACUUCAAGUAUCCGAAGACUAGCUUUUUCAAAGACUUUGUCCAUUUGAAUUUGGCAAUGAUGGCCACUAACAAUGCCCUUGUUCCCGACCCAGACAAGUUAGACCAGUUGGCUUCGUCUGCAUGGCAAUGGCCCACGCUAAAUGUGGGUAUCAGACUGUGCAGCUGGGCAGAUGAUGUCAGAAAGUACUUCUUGAUAGGUUCUCCUGCGUCCACUUGGCCUUCUACUGCUGCGGUUGGUGUAUUUUGCCUCAUCACGGUUUACUACCUAUUGAAAUGGCAGAGACAAUUGGUCCUAUUCCAGGCCUCCGAUGACGCAAAUAUUUUCCUAAUGGGAGGUAUCUAUCCGCUUUUGGGCUGGGGUUUGCACUAUCUGCCUUUCGCUGUGAUGGGUAGAGUCACUUAUGUUCACCACUACCUACCUGCGCUGUACUUUGCUUUAUUGAUCUUGGCAUACGUGUUUGAAGCAAGCCUCAGAGCUGCAAGGCAGAGCCAGAAGUCCUACUGGAAGAUUUUGGUUUACGUCGUCUACGCGGUUUAUUACUGCACUAUCAUUUGUGGUUUUUACUAUUUCUACCCUAUCACCGUCGGGAUGGAAGGUCCAUCAUCUAACUACAAGCACCUGAACUGGUUGAAAACCUGGAGCAUCGCUUGA